UCCCUGUCUCCCCCCCCCCCCCCCCCCCCCCUCCCCAGACAGCAGGGAUGGGUGGAGUGGAUCUGGGGGUCUGCUCAGUAACCCCGGCUUCAUGAACAUGGCGUCCUCUCUGAUGAACAAUCCCCAGGUUCAGCAGCUGAUGUCGGGGAUGAUGUCCGGUGCGUACGGAGGGAUGCCUGCAGCAGCAGGCGGGGGGGCAGGAGGGAUGGGGGCAGACGUAGGGGGGUCCGGAGCGGGACUCGGGGGACUCGGAGGACUCGGAGACUCGGGGCAACCUGGGAGGACUCUGGGGGCGGCGUGGCACCGGGGGCGUCUGCAGCUCCUGGAGCCGGAGAUCUAUCAGGACUCAUCCAGGC
Etheostoma spectabile (orangethroat darter) is the source of this 356-nucleotide messenger RNA. RefSeq names its product alanine and glycine-rich protein. NCBI's taxonomy places the organism in Eukaryota, Metazoa, Chordata, Actinopteri, Perciformes, Percidae. The annotation marks the transcript as partial. The transcript has 3 exons. The record is from RefSeq and is a predicted model, not a curated record.